This is a messenger RNA of Cylicocyclus nassatus, 681 nucleotides long. NCBI's taxonomy places the organism in Eukaryota, Metazoa, Nematoda, Chromadorea, Rhabditida, Strongylidae. The record is from the annotation of a GenBank genome assembly.
AUGUCGUCUGUCGUGAAGACGGAAGGCACAAAUAUUUGGCCACCGGGCAUGAUUCCGCCAUUCUGGUAUUCACAACCCGAACUCAUUGCCGAUAAGCACAACAUGCUACAUCAGACGCCGUUCGAUACUUUACCCGCGCAAGGAUUCUAUCCGGCACGAUGGCCACCGGCAUCGGCAGCCGCGGCCGCUGCCGACGGAACGUAUCCGGAACCUCCACGAUGGACAACGGAGCACGUUUACCCGAUGUUUCCGUUCCAAACCGAAAUUCAGCCAUAUCCGACCGAUCCGUUCCCGUCGACAUCAAUGGCUGGACAAACCGAGUACAAAGUUAACGCCUUCUAUCCUAACUCCAUCCUUGGAUCUGGUUACCCAUCCGAUUAUAAUCAGGCUAUACAGUGGAAAAUGCCAUCGAUGAAGCCGUUGAAGCCAACAACGAAUCCUCCUUAUCGAACAGGGCCAGGCACUAAUAAUGUACGAGUAAGAACAUCCGACAAAUAUCGAAUGGUCUAUUCGGAUUAUCAACGAUUAGAGUUGGAAAAGGAGUUCUGCACUAGUACCUUUGUAACUUCGGAACGGAAAGCUGAGUUGUCGUCGUUGUUGAAUUUGACAGAACGCCAAAUCAAGAUCUGGUUCCAAAAUCGGCGUGCCAAAGAUCGUCGUGACAAGCACAAGAAGUCCUAA